AUGUGGCAAGGCUGGCGAUGGAUCGUGCUCUUGCUUAACGCUGUGGCGGCGCAUUCACCAGUAGUUAAGAUUGGGGCAGUAUUCACGGAGGAUGCGAGGGGAGGGAGUACUGAGCUAGCUUUCAAGUACGCAGUGUACCGCAUCAAUAAAGAACGCACCUUGCUUCCGAACAGCACCCUGGUCUACGAUAUCCAGUGUACACCUGCCAGGGAUACCUUCAAGUCUUACAAAAGAGCGUGUACGCAAUUAAAGUCUGGUGCUGUGGGACUGUUCAGUGGAGCUGGUCCUCAGUUAGCAGCCACCCUCGACGCUAUGACCAGGAGUCUGCAUAUUCCUCACCUCACCGUUGGACCUUACGUCAAUGAUAACACAAACCACACAUUUACGGUAAACUUGUAUCCGCCAAAAGAUCUCAUUACGAAGGCUUUCUCCGAGUUCCUCAGCUACCUCAACUGGACCAGAAUGGGGAUCAUAUACGAAGAUUAUGGCUAUGGUGAAAUAAACCUACUGGACGUAGCAAAAGACGGGAGAGACAUGUAUGCAGUCCGAUGCCAUGAUCCUAAGGAGUAUAGAAGAGCAUUAGCCCAGCUGAAGGCGCAGCAGGUUGAACAUAUUAUAGUGGACACCGAUCCUAGGAAGAUCAGGCAACUGGCCAGAGCGGAUAUGGAACUAUUCGACCUGGAGGAUUUUUACUACAAUCGCGUCAAUAUGAGCGGCUGGAGGCUUGUGGAUAGAGACUCGGACAAGGUCAAGGAAUCUCUCCAGGUUAUGGAGAAGUUCCAUCCGAUAGGAGCUUCAAUAAUCAGCGGUGGCCAGAUAAAGACGGAACCAGCUCUUCUAUAUGACGCAGUCCAGGUGCUGUCCCAAGCGCUAGCGAUAACAGAGAAUGUUCACGCAGGGAACAUCUCCUGCGAUAGAGAUGGACCUUGGAACCAUGGGAGAGCUGUCUACGAGAACAUUAAUACGGUACAAGCUCAUGGCUUAACAGGUCCUAUGGAGUUCAAGAACGGAAUCCGGACCAAUUUCCAUCUUCAGCUAAUGAGGUUAUCGGGCGGAGAGAAGGGGGGUAUGGUGGUAGCUGGCACCUGGUCACCUAGCGAAGGUCUCAUCGUCUCAGAUCCUGCUGCUUAUAAAAGAAACCCUCCACCAAACGUGACACUUACUGUAGUGACGGUAGAGGAAAAACCGUACGUGAUGGUAAAAGAAGGCUGGAACUUACAAGGAAAUGCUCGAUUCGAGGGCUUCUGCAUAGAUCUGCUUGCCAGGGUAGCUGCCAGAGCAGGCUUCCACUACCGGUUGCGACUGGUCCCUGAUAACAUGUAUGGAGCGAGGGACCCUGAUACUGGACAGUGGAAUGGCAUUGUAAGAGAACUGAUGGAUAGGAAAGCGGAUAUCGCAGUGGCUUCCAUGACCAUCAACUAUGCGCGGGAAGCGGUCAUCGACUUUACUAAGCCCUUUAUGAAUCUUGGAAUCGGCAUAUUAUUUAAGGUACCGACGUCACAACCUACAAGACUCUUCAGCUUCCUUAACCCCCUCGCUGUAGAAAUAUGGCUGUAUGUCCUCGCUGCCUAUAUUCUAGUGUCUUUUACUCUCUUCGUCAUGGCUCGAUUUUCUCCAUACGAAUGGUCUUCGAGCACCCACAUCUGUGGCCAUGAGACGAAACUCCUCACAAAUCAGUUCAGUAUCUGCAACUCCUUCUGGUUCAUCACUGGCACUUUCCUGAGGCAAGGUUCUGGUUUAAACCCCAAGGCAACAUCAACACGCAUUGUUGGAGGCAUCUGGUGGUUCUUUACCCUGAUAAUCCUCUCAUCGUACACGGCAAACCUGGCUGCGUUUCUGACGGUGGAACGAACAGUGCUACCUAUCCAAAGUGCUGCUGACCUAGCCGCACAGAACAGCAUACAGUAUGGGACACUCAAUGGAGGAUCGACCAUGUCUUUUUUCAGGGAAUCAAACAUAGAAAUGUACCAAAAAAUGUGGCAGCACAUGUCGGCAGCAUCUCCCCCAGCACUCGUGUCCUCCUACGAAGAGGGCGUUAGGAGGGUACUGGGAGGGAACUACGCCUUUCUCAUGGAGUCCACCAUGCUGGAUCACAGAGUCCAGAGGGACUGUAAUCUUACGCAGAUUGGAGGACUGCUGGACUCUAAGGGUUACGGAAUAGCCACAUGGAAAGGCAGCCCCUGGAGGGACAAGAUAUCGCUUGCGAUAUUGGAGUUGCAAGAGAAGGGGGUGAUCCAGAUACUGUACGACAAGUGGUGGAAGAACACGGGAGAUGUUUGUAACAGAGAGGGGAAGGAUGGCAAGGCGAAUCCUUUGGGAGUUCAGAAUAUUGGUGGUGUCUUCGUCACUCUGCUUUGCGGUUUAGCAUUAGCCAUAGUAGUAGCAAUAUUAGAAUUCUGCUGGAAUACGAAGAAGAACGCAUCCCAGGGUCGACAGUCUCUCUGCAGUGAGAUGGGACAGGAAUUAAGAACAGCCAUGCAAGGUGGCUCGACUAGUAGGACGGUGCUAAGAGCAGGUUGUCCUAGAUGUUCGCCAGCUACGCAUGUACCACCAUCUUCAAGAUUUGAGCGCGGCCGCGGGCGCGGCGCCGCGUCUGCGCCCGCCUCGCCCGCGCGCACCCUCACCGCCACGCUCGGCAGGCACCCUCGGGCUCCUGCGCACCACAGUAAGUGUACAGGAGCUGCGCCCGCCUCGCCCGCGCGCACCCUCACCGCCACGCUCGGCAGGCACCCUCGGGCUCCUGCGCACCACAGUAAGUGUACAGGAGCUGCGCCCGCCUCGCCCGCGCGCACCCUCACCGCCACGCUCGGCAGGCACCCUCGGGCUCCUGCGCACCACAGUAAGUGUACAGGAGCUGCGCCCGCCUCGCCCGCGCGCACCCUCACCGCCACGCUCGGCAGGCACCCUCGGGCUCCUGCGCACCACAGUAAGUGUACAGGAGCUGCGCCCGCCUCGCCCGCGCGCACCCUCACCGCCACGCUCGGCAGGCACCCUCGGGCUCCUGCGCACCACAGUAAGUGUACAGGAGCUGCGCCCGCCUCGCCCGCGCGCACCCUCACCGCCACGCUCGGCAGGCACCCUCGGGCUCCUGCGCACCACAGUAAGUGUACAGGAGCUGCGCCCGCCUCGCCCGCGCGCACCCUCACCGCCACGCUCGGCAGGCACCCUCGGGCUCCUGCGCACCACAGUAAGUGUACAGGAGCUGCGCCCGCCUCGCCCGCGCGCACCCUCACCGCCACGCUCGGCAGGCACCCUCGGGCUCCUGCGCACCACAGUAAGUGUACAGGAGCUGCGCCCGCCUCGCCCGCGCGCACCCUCACCGCCACGCUCGGCAGGCACCCUCGGGCUCCUGCGCACCACAGUAAGUGUACAGGAGCUGCGCCCGCCUCGCCCGCGCGCACCCUCACCGCCACGCUCGGCAGGCACCCUCGGGCUCCUGCGCACCACAGUAAGUGUACAGGAGCUGCGCCCGCCUCGCCCGCGCGCACCCUCACCGCCACGCUCGGCAGGCACCCUCGGGCUCCUGCGCACCACAGUAAGUGUACAGGAGCUGCGCCCGCCUCGCCCGCGCGCACCCUCACCGCCACGCUCGGCAGGCACCCUCGGGCUCCUGCGCACCACAGUAAGUGUACAGGAGCUGCGCCCGCCUCGCCCGCGCGCACCCUCACCGCCACGCUCGGCAGGCACCCUCGGGCUCCUGCGCACCACAGUAAGUGUACAGGAGCUGCGCCCGCCUCGCCCGCGCGCACCCUCACCGCCACGCUCGGCAGGCACCCUCGGGCUCCUGCGCACCACAGUAAGUGUACAGGAGCUGCGCCCGCCUCGCCCGCGCGCACCCUCACCGCCACGCUCGGCAGGCACCCUCGGGCUCCUGCGCACCACAGUAAGUGUACAGGAGCUGCGCCCGCCUCGCCCGCGCGCACCCUCACCGCCACGCUCGGCAGGCACCCUCGGGCUCCUGCGCACCACAGUAAGUGUACAGGAGCUGCGCCCGCCUCGCCCGCGCGCACCCUCACCGCCACGCUCGGCAGGCACCCUCGGGCUCCUGCGCACCACAGUAAGUGUACAGGAGCUGCGCCCGCCUCGCCCGCGCGCACCCUCACCGCCACGCUCGGCAGGCACCCUCGGGCUCCUGCGCACCACAGUAAGUGUACAGGAGCUGCGCCCGCCUCGCCCGCGCGCACCCUCACCGCCACGCUCGGCAGGCACCCUCGGGCUCCUGCGCACCACAGUAAGUGUACAGGAGCUGCGCCCGCCUCGCCCGCGCGCACCCUCACCGCCACGCUCGGCAGGCACCCUCGGGCUCCUGCGCACCACAGUAAGUGUACAGGAGCUGCGCCCGCCUCGCCCGCGCGCACCCUCACCGCCACGCUCGGCAGGCACCCUCGGGCUCCUGCGCACCACAGUAAGUGUACAGGAGCUGCGCCCGCCUCGCCCGCGCGCACCCUCACCGCCACGCUCGGCAGGCACCCUCGGGCUCCUGCGCACCACAGUAAGUGUACAGGAGCUGCGCCCGCCUCGCCCGCGCGCACCCUCACCGCCACGCUCGGCAGGCACCCUCGGGCUCCUGCGCACCACAGUAAGUGUACAGGAGCUGCGCCCGCCUCGCCCGCGCGCACCCUCACCGCCACGCUCGGCAGGCACCCUCGGGCUCCUGCGCACCACAGUAAGUGUACAGGAGCUGCGCCCGCCUCGCCCGCGCGCACCCUCACCGCCACGCUCGGCAGGCACCCUCGGGCUCCUGCGCACCACAGUAAGUGUACAGGAGCUGCGCCCGCCUCGCCCGCGCGCACCCUCACCGCCACGCUCGGCAGGCACCCUCGGGCUCCUGCGCACCACAGUAAGUGUACAGGAGCUGCGCCCGCCUCGCCCGCGCGCACCCUCACCGCCACGCUCGGCAGGCACCCUCGGGCUCCUGCGCACCACAGUAAGUGUACAGGAGCUGCGCCCGCCUCGCCCGCGCGCACCCUCACCGCCACGCUCGGCAGGCACCCUCGGGCUCCUGCGCACCACAGUAAGUGUACAGGAGCUGCGCCCGCCUCGCCCGCGCGCACCCUCACCGCCACGCUCGGCAGGCACCCUCGGGCUCCUGCGCACCACAGUAAGUGUACAGGAGCUGCGCCCGCCUCGCCCGCGCGCACCCUCACCGCCACGCUCGGCAGGCACCCUCGGGCUCCUGCGCACCACAGUAAGUGUACAGGAGCUGCGCCCGCCUCGCCCGCGCGCACCCUCACCGCCACGCUCGGCAGGCACCCUCGGGCUCCUGCGCACCACAAUUCCGUUGGGUCUUUGAGAAGAACGACCUCGUACGUCCUCAAAGAGCCCCGAGAGAAGAAACAUGUGCAAAUCGUUGCGUAG
Arctia plantaginis is the source of this 5358-nucleotide messenger RNA. Lineage: Eukaryota; Metazoa; Arthropoda; Insecta; Lepidoptera; Erebidae. The record is from the annotation of a GenBank genome assembly.